CCAGAACAAAGUUUGAGGCACAGCCUUACAUCACUCACCCUCCUCCCGAAUUGCUGGAACUGCUGGGGGAUGGCCGAGGUGCAAGGCUGAGUCAGCCCAGAGGAUCUGGCCAGCGAGCCGCCAGCCCCCGUGCUGGAGACCAGAGUCCCUGGAAGCCUGCUCUCCCCACUCCAAGGAGCAAGAGAAGCUUGUGACUCCACCAAGGCAGGGACAGCGAGGGCUCCUGAAGCGGCAUCCGUGACCUCGAGCAGCCCUAGGGGGCUGCAGACAGGACUUGGGUCUCUCUGCCCGGCCGGCUCAUCGUGAUGCAUUCAUUGAUCGCUGAAGCCUCUCAAGUUUGGAGACAAGGAAGAAACACCCACUGACUCUCCAGGACAGCUGCGUUUCACAGACCCUGGAGAGCAGCUCUUCUCCCUCAGAGCCUGUGAAAAUGUCCCUCUCCCAAGGAGAUGGGAGCUGAAGAGGACGCUUUGUCACAGACCCUCAGGACUUGGACGCACACACGCUGUAACCGCUAAGAAAGCCAUGAGGAAGCUGCUGCCUCUUUGCUGCUGGCACUCCUGGCUGCUGUUAUUUUAUGGAGAGUUUCAGGUGUGUGGAGCCCACUCCAGGUCCGGUGCCCAUCCAGGGUUUGAGGUCUUGGCUUCGGCUUCCCAUUACUGGCCAUUGGAAAAUGUGGAUGGGAUCCAUGAACUUCAGGAUACAACCGGAGGAACCUACGACCUAACUGUGCUUCCUUCCCAUGACUCUACCUUUGUGUAUACCAAUGGCCCUACCUACUCAAAUCUCUCUGCAACUGUGGAUAUUGUAGAAGGAAAGAUCAACAAAGGCAUUUACCUCAAAGAGGAAAAGGGAGUCACACUUCUCUAUUACGGAAGGUACAAAACUUCUUGCAUCAGUAACCCGGCACAGUGUGGCCCUGAAGGUGUCACCUUCUCUUUCUUCUGGAAGACACAAGAACAGUCCAGACCAAGCCCCUCUGCUUAUGGGGGGCAGGUCAUUUCCAGCGGAUUCAAAGUCUGCUCCAGCGGCGGCAAGGGCUUGGUGGAGCUGUACAUGCGUGAGAAUUCCAUGACCUGGGAGGCCAGCUUCAGCCCCCCAGGUCCCUACUGGACGCACGUCCUUUUUACAUGGAAAUCCAAGGAGGGCCUGAAAGUCUAUGUCAACGGGACCCUCAGCACCUCGGACCCAAGUGGAAAGGUGGCCCAUGCCUACGGGGAGCCCGGUGGCAGCCUCGUGAUGGGGCCCGAGCAGGAGCAGACCCAGCGGCACGAGAGCAGGGCUUUUGACGAGUUCAUCGUCUGGGAACGGGCCCUGACUCCGGAUGAGAUCGCCAUGUACUUCACAGCCGCCGUCGGAAAGCAUGCUUUCUUAUCUUCAACACCACCAAGCUUCUUCAUGACACUCCCAGCAAAUGCCAUGAUGCCCACCAACGCCUACCAUCCCAUCAUAGCCAACCUAACAGAGGAGAGGAAAAACUUCCAGAGUCCUGACAUUGCACUGAAUUACCUUCAAAAUGUGUCUCUCAGCUUACCCAAUAAAUGCCUCUCUGAGGAAACAGCGCUGAAUCUCACCGAGACUUUCUUAAAAACCGUGGGAAAGGUUCUUCAACUACCCAGUUGGAUUCAUGUGUCAGAGGACAACACUGUGGUGCUGGGCUUGAUAGACACAGUCGACACUGUCAUGGGCCACAUCGCUUACAACCUGCACACCAGCGAGCCCCAAGUCACCAUCGCGGGCUCUUCUUCCAUAGCAGAGUUUUCACUGGCCAAAGUCCUUCCGAAGACCAUGAAUUCCACCCACUACCGCUUCCCAGCCCAGGGCCAGAGCUACAUCGAGAUUCCCCAUGAGGCUUUCCACAGCCAAGCCUGGACCACCAUUGUGGGCCUUCUCUACCGCACAGUGCACGGCUACUUGAACAACAUCCAGCCGGCCAACACUAGGAUUGCUGAGGCGGCAAAGUACAAACACUGCUCACUGUCUGCCACCAGCCACCUGAUUUCCCUGGAGGUCUCCCCAGCGCCCACCCUCUCCCAAAACCUGUCUGACUCUCCUCUUAUCACCGUCCACCUCAGGCACAAACGGACUGGCCAGCAGUACAGCAAGGCCUCCAAUGCAAGCAGCCGGACCCUCCUGUACUGUGCCUUCCUGGACUUCAGCUCCGGAGAAGGGGUCUGGUCGGACCGGGGCUGUGCGCUCAUAGCAGGGAACCUCAGCUACUCUGUCUGCCGCUGUACUCACCUCACCAACUUCGCCAUCCUCAUGCAGGUGGUCCCAUUGGAGCUCACAGUCGGACACCAGGUGGCGCUGUCGUCCAUCAGUUACGUCGGCUGCUCCCUGUCUGUACUCUGCCUGGCGGUCACGCUGGUCACCUUCGCCAUGCUCUCCUCCGUCAGCACCAUCCGGAACCAGCGCUACCACAUCCACGCCAACCUGUCAUUCGCUGUGCUCGUGGCGCAGGUCCUGCUGCUCCUCAGCUCCCACUUCAAGCGGGGCACUGUCCCCUGCCGGGCGCUGGCCGUGCUCCUGCACUACUUCUUCCUUGGGACCUUCGCUUGGAUGCUGGUGGAAGGGCUGCAUCUCUACAGCAUGGUGAUCAAGGUCUUCGGCUCAGAGGACAGCAAGCACCUCUACUACUAUGGGAUAGGAUGGGGUCUCCCCCUUCUGAUCUGCACUGUGUCCAUCUCGUUUGCCAUGGACAGUUAUGGGACAAGUAACAAAAUCAUCACUGUCAUGGGAGCUAGGCUGGGCCUGCACCUGUGCAGGGGACCCCUCAGAUCAGCUCUGCUGGCUGUCGCUCGAGAGCGGUGCCAUCUGGGCCUUCGUGGGCCCUGCCCUGGCCGUCAUCGUGGUCAACACUGGCAUCCUCAUUGCCGUGACCAGGGUCAUUUCACAGAUCAGUGCCGACAACUACAAGAUGCAUGGAGAUCCCAACGCCUUCAGGCUGACUGCAAAAGCCGUGGCUGUGUUGCUGCCCCUCCUGGGAACCUCGUGGGGCUUUGGCGUGCUUGCUGUCAACAGCCAGGCUGUGGUCUUCCAGUACGUGUUUGCCAUACUCAACUCCUCACAGGGCUUUUUCAUCUUCCUCUUUCACUGUCUCCUGAAUUCAGAGGUGAGAGCCGCCUUCAAGCACAAGACCAAGGUCUGGUCCCUGGCGAGCAGCUCUGCCCGGAACACCAACGUGAAGCCCUUCAACUCUGACCUCAUGAACGGGACCCGGCCAGGCAUGGCCUCCACCAAGCUCAGCCCUUGGGACACAAGUAGCCACUCAGUGCAGCGCGUGGACCUGUCCGCUGUGUGAGCCCAGAGGCUGCUACCCAGCCGGCCUGCUGCUCAGAACAGCCCCAACAAACAUUCAAACACUCUGCCUUCACCAGUGGGACCUGCUCCUCAUUGCUGUCUGGACAUGGGGGUCAUGGCUCCUGACAGCUGUCCUCCCCCAUGACCCUGCAGCUGUGACACAGCCUGCUGCACAGUGAUGGGUGGCUGCUCCUAGCAGGGCACCCUGCUUUGAGCACACAGGACCCAGGACCCAGGACCCAGCACAGAAAUCUUGCCUCUGCACCAUGAUGAGGACUUGGGACCAAGAGGUGGGGUUCUCUAGGAAGGUCAAGGUCCCCACGCACCCCCAGAGGGUCAGGCAGAGGCAGACAGGGUGGGGCAGAGCAUGAGAACUUUCAGCCUGCAGGGUUCACAGGCUCUGAGGGUUCUUGCUCCCAGCAGCCCUAGGCCAGGCCCUGGCUGUGCAGGGUGGCUAGCUGCUCUGACCCUGUCGUGGGCCACUGCUGGGAUCCUGCUCAGCUGGUCCCGUGGUGUCUGCUCUGGGGACCCAUGGCCGGCCUCACUCUACCCCCUUUCGGAGCACCUGUGCCUCCUCAGCUAUCCAUGCACCGCCAGGUUCCCCGUGUCUAGGGCUCUGUCUUCCGAGGCCUGGCCUCUGCAGGGAGUUGCCCCUCAUCACUUCUCAAGGCUGUUCUGUGGUGUCAGGCAGCACAGACCACUGUUGGGGCUUCGCCAGGACUUGCCCUGCUGCGUCUUCCUUGGUCUCGCCCGGGGCCCAGGAGGUGAGCCAGGUGCCCCAGCUCCACGAGGGCCAGGCCCUGGGACGCCAGGGCCUGUGGUCACAGGCGGGAACCAGACGUGCAAUGCCUGGAUACAGGCUGGGCAAGACUGCGCUAAGUGUUUGUGAGACGUGUGGAUAGACGUUCAGACCUGCUUCUGAUACUGGAAACUCUCCCUUUAAAACUGUGACCAUGAUAACAUUAAGCCUCUUGCCCGUCCCCUCAUGUCUGCUCAGCUUCUGGCAAGUUUUACAUGGUCUGAGGACCUUUCCCAUCUUCUGCUGGUACCCUCUUGACCCUGCACCCCCCCUGGAGUCCGCCAGGGGAGGGCCAGACCUCAGUCGUGCUGUGAUGGGGGUUCAUCGCCAUCCUCCCAUCCAGGUGAGGUCCCGAACGCUCCAGCCCACUCAGCACUGUGACACGCACCUGCCCCCUGUGCUGAUGCUAACCCAGCUGAGGCCCAUGGGGCCUCUGCACAGACCCAUGUCUGGUGGAAAAUCUGAGUGUGUGUAGCACCUCCCCCCCGCCCUGGGGCUCUUGCAAUUCCAGAAGCCAGGUCACUUGUAACGUGCUGUUGGACCCUUGCCAUACCCACAGCCCCUAGAAGUGAGAACACUGUAUUCCUAAGACUUACACUUGGGUUGUUUACUUCUGUUUAGUUUCUGGCAAAGCAAAGCACAUGAGGGAGGAACUGUCUUUAUUUCAGAUGAAAGUGUCUUAACUCUCAGCAUUCUUGCCCUACACAGCUAACAUAGCAACAGAAGUCGUGAGGCAAACAUCUUACUUCUAAUGAACGAAAGUACUGCACUUUAUUUAUAGGCUACGUAUUUUGGCUUCUGCGGUACUUUGUUGUCUACACGUAAUUUGGACAGGGUUGUAUGUUUGGAGUAGUUUAUUGUACAGGAAAGAUGACAAAUGCCACUAAGUAGUGAAACUGCUGUGACUUUUAUGAAAUAAAAUCUCAGUGUCCUUAAAA
Messenger RNA from Manis pentadactyla (Chinese pangolin), 5037 nucleotides. It is a transcript of the gene ADGRD1, whose product is annotated as adhesion G protein-coupled receptor D1. The coding region runs from base 526 to 3201 and encodes 891 amino acids. The record is from RefSeq and is a predicted model, not a curated record. Gene Ontology annotation, biological process: cell surface receptor signaling pathway; adenylate cyclase-activating G protein-coupled receptor signaling pathway. NCBI's taxonomy places the organism in Eukaryota, Metazoa, Chordata, Mammalia, Pholidota, Manidae. Gene Ontology annotation, molecular function: G protein-coupled receptor activity. The transcript is spliced from 27 exons. Gene Ontology annotation, cellular component: membrane.